Molecule: messenger RNA, 464 nt
Organism: Impatiens glandulifera
Lineage: Eukaryota; Viridiplantae; Streptophyta; Magnoliopsida; Ericales; Balsaminaceae
Exons: 1
Coding region: 20-427 (135 amino acids)
Source: RefSeq, a predicted model, not a curated record
UUGAGUAAUAUUUUGAUUAAUGGAGAUCGAGUCGGUUAAGUGCGAAUGUUGUGGACUGAAGGAAGACUGCACCCAAGAUUACAUAACACAAGUCAAGAACAAAUUCGACGGCAAAUGGCUUUGUGGGUUGUGUUCAGAAGCCGUUACAGAUGAAGUAUUAUUACUCAUCAAAUCAACUAGUAAUUAUAAGAUCACUGCUACACCUUCGCCGGCGCCGGCGCCACCGCCCUUGGCCAUCGGAGAGGCUGUGAAGGCACAUAUGUCGUUUUGCCGUAAAUUUAAAUCUAAUCCAGCCACUCGAGUAGCAGACGCCAUGCUCCAGAUGCUCAGGAGGAGGAGAUCCGCCGCCGCCGCCACCGCUGUCACCGCCGCCGCCACAACAUCAUCCAUUGAUUCUCAUGUAGGUCUCGAUCAUCAUCAUCAUUAGUAAUUAAUUAAUCAAGAAGAGAUCUAUCUAAUUAUAU